CAGACUCCUACCCACGAUGCAGCGCGGUUGCACACAACAUAGCCAUCUUGUCAAGAGUGACUGAGUGAGGGAGGUAACUGUGGGCGCUGUGUGGAUUCUCGUUUGUUUUAAAGCGUCAAAUUUGACAGCCUUUUCCUCCCUCGACCGCUAAGUGAGCGUCGCCACCGAAUGACUUUGAGCUGGUGAAGCGAGCGGCCACGAACGACUGCUUUCGGGAAGAUGUCUCACAUACUUGUUCCGACGUAGGGGGAGUGUGCAGCAGCCAGUUGGCUUGACUUGCUAGCUAGCUUAGAGAGUGGAGGGCUGCGGGCCCUCCUCAGCGUAAAGUAGCUCCUGCAGCUGGGCAACACACUCUGCGACAACGGCCGUUUGACAACUGCACAACCGGGACGUUAGCAGGCCGGUCCGGACCGGCCGAAAGCUCUGGAUCGAGCUUGGUAGAGGCUGCUGGUGCCCGCGUCUGAAGCCGCAUUGCUGGACAAGGCGAGACGAAGUGUGGCGUUGCGUUAUGAGCACAUGAAACGCAACAGGAGACCGAGAGAGGAAGAGGGAUGGCGUAGAUUCAUCUCGACUACAGAAAGCUAGGCUAAGUAAAAUACACCCAACUGUGCUGUUUAGUAUGAUCUGAGCUUUUAGAAGCUGUAACCAGCUCCCCCCUCUCUGUCGGAGGAUAAACUUAGCCAUACGGGACUUGGAAUCAGGCUGUCAAUAUGUCGAAAAUGCCGGCCAAGAAGAAGAGCUGUUUUCAGAUCACCAGUGUGACUCAGGCCCAGGUGGCGGCUAUAGGUGCCACCGACGACACGGAGAGUCUCGACGACCCAGACGAGUCACGGACUGAAGAUGUGUCCUCGGAAAUCUACGACAUGUCACGGGCGGAGUACGAGCCUGCGUGUGACAGGAGUUCAUCUGAAGAAGCCCUGAAUAAUGUCGGAGAACCGGAGGCGAUCAGUGUUAUGGCACCAUCACUCAUACCUCAACAGCUGUCAAGCAAUCCCAUCGGGGAGUUUCGAAAGAUUCAGACUCAAGGGGGGAUUGGCGCUACAGCAGGUUUACCCUUAAGCACCCAGCCGGGGGCAAUGCAACAACAGUCUGCUCUGGCAGUCAGUGCUGGACCUGCCGGUGUGUCAGUGAACACAUCCCAGCCUGCUACAGUGACCAGCUCCGCUCCUCCUCCUGCCACCUCCACGGUGAGUUGCACUUCACGUUUUAGGGUCAUUAAACUCGAUCAUGGUACUGGAGAACCCUUUCGAAGAGGCAGGUGGACUUGCACAGAGUUUUAUGAGAAGGACUCUGAGAGCUCCGCUGUUAGUAGGACUGUAGAUAGCAUGAGGCACGUCAGUGCAAUACUGGACCCUGCUGCAGACCGAGACAGCGGUCUUGGGCUUACAGGAGGAUCUGUUGUCGCCCCGUCAACACAUUCAGGUCAGGGCUUGGUCUCUGUGGCGGAUGCUUCUCUCUUGUCAUCGCGUAUGCAGUCAGUGGAGGCUGUAUCGCAGCAGCAACAGCAACAAAUCCACCAUCAAAACUACAGCGCCCGGCAGCAGGGUGGUAGUGGGUCAAUUGGAGACCGACCCACUUUCUCCAGCAGUAAACAGACAGCUGUCCCUGCUCAGCCGACAGUGGGGGGUCUCCCACCUUCUGCUCCCCAGAGCACGCUCCCUGUUGGACAAAACGGCCUUCCUCAGUCUGGCAUCCAUAUACAGAAGUCCCCCAUCAUGCCUCCUUCAGCUCAGACCACUGCAUAUCCUCAGCAGCAGCAGCAGCUUCCGCUGGGCCACCACCUGACCAGCCAGUCGGAGUACUAUCAGCAAUCAGGCCAGUCGCUCCCGGUGUCCAGCCUCGCUACUGGGCCACAGCCCGUGGGCCAGGGUCCUUCUUCGGUCUUGCCGCCAGCCUCUGGAGGGGCUCCUUUGCCAAGUCAGCUUGGAGACAUUACAGGAGCAGGAGGGGGAUCUGUACCUACUGGACAGCCAGCCCCGGGCCUCUUGCAGCAGCAGGCUGGAGGGAUGGGAGGGGUCGGAGGCUCCAUACUUACUGGUGGACCCACUUUGCAGCAGCAGACUUUGAGUCAGUAUGCAUCUGCUGGCCUCCACCCUGCAUCCUCCGGUGUACAAAAUGUGCCUGCCAUCGCAGUGAGCUCCAGUGUGCCCUCCACUGUGCCCACUGCUGUGCCCAGUGCCUCCAGUGCAGCCAUGCCAAAUGUGACAACUUCCAGUUUGCCUCCAGGUCAGGUACCCCCCACCAAGACUCCGGCAGCUUUGGCGGCUCAGGGCCUUCAAGUGACUGGAUUUGGACAAGCGGAAGGUGGUGGAGGGAAGUCAGAGAGCCUCAACGCACAGUCUCCUGGUGUCUCUGGGAAGGAAGCAGUGAAGCCCCUCAUGCCUGAGGGCCUGCAGCUUGCCACCCCAACCGUCAACAGCCUGUUUGGGAUCCACAUACCAGUCGACGGGGAUGUGGACAGGAACCCCUCCAAGGCUUUCUACCGGGCCUUCCAGUCUGGCAGAUUAAGGGACUCAAAGGCCCACAUUGAUAGGGCCUCCGGAACCAAUGUUGCUGCCAUUGAUAAUAAAAUUGAACAGGCAAUGGACCUGGUGAAAAGCCAUCUGAUGUAUGCCGUGCGCGAAGAGGUGGAGGUCUUAAAGGAGCAGAUCAAGGAGCUGUACGAGAGGAACUCUGUGCUGGAGAGGGAGAACGCUGUGUUGAAAUCCCUGGCCAACAGCGAGCAGCUGUCUCAGCUGUCCACCCAGUCGAACACCGGCUCGGGCGCCACGCCUCCCCAGCAAGGACUCAGCCAGCCCCAGCAACAGGCCCAGCCUCAGCCUCAGCCUCAGCCUCAGCCCCCACCUCAGCCUCAGCCCCCACCUCAGCCUCAGCCGCAGUCACACCCCCAGCUCCAGCACCACCCCAAACCCCAGCAGCUCCAGACACAGCCUCAGCUCGAUCCCAGCCAACAGCAACCCAACGUCACCUCCGCUUGAAGUGCAUCUGCCCCGCUUUGCAUGGGGCGGGAAAAAAAAAAGAAGAGCAUCUUCGCUACAACUUAUUAAAAUUAGUGUAUGUGAAAUUUAAAAAGAAGAAAAAAAAAAAAACUGUCUUCUUAGCCACCAGCUUGACCACAAAAGUACAGUGCUUGUGUGUGUGUGUGCGAGCGCAAGUGUGACUGUGAAAUGUAAGUGUGUAUGCAUCUGUACUGUGGGCCUUUCCAGUGUUAAUGCAAUCAUCAGAGAGAAAGAGUCAGACAGAGAAAGUGUGUGUAGAGGCAGAGUGUCAGGGAAGGUCAGGGUGUUUGUAUUUUUUUAUUUUUUGGUUCUUUUUUUCCCAUCUUGGCUGUGUUCCCGGAUCGGUUGACUGCGGGGUCCAACAUGUGGUGGACUGGGUGUCUUCAGACCGGCCUGCGACCUGACCUGAGGCCUGCUCAAAGCGUGGGUGUGGAAAAGGGCGGGGUCCGCCUCACAGAAGGGACAAAAAACAAACGAGACUGAUUGUCAAAAAAGAGAGCGAUUAUUUUUUUAAUUGAGAGACAACCGAUUGGGUACAGGGGUAUUUUUAGCCUUGCUGUUUCAUGUUAUAAAGUAAGAAGUGGGAGAGAGUCUGUUUUUUUGUUUUGUUUUUUCCUGGAGCGCCACACCGCUGCCCUUACUUUUACAUCAAGUCCAACCUUUGCAUCGGUCUUUGAGUUCUACUGUUAAGUGUUUUUAUUUAUUACGGGGCUGCUAUUUUCAUAAAUGAACAAUUUCACGAAACCUGUUUAACAAUAGCCCGGUGACUCCUUUCCUCUUUGCUUUUACAGUGUUUCACAACAGAUUGGCUGUACUUCCCAGAGGCAAUGCUUUACAUUUACUUGUUCAAGGAUAGGUUCACCUAAAAAAAUCACAAUGCAGUCUUUAUCUACUCACAUUUUUCCAAACAGGUUUUAAACGUGAUAAAACUGCAGGAAAAAGUGGAUGAAAUGGCUCCAUACAGCUCAACAAGCGUAAUCCGUGGCUCCCAAACUGAUUUUGUAAGACAUCAUUCACCCUUCUCAAAGUGGAAGUCUUCACUGUUGCUGCUUUGCUAAAAGUGUUGGCAUGCACCCCAGGUGAAGUGGGUACACCAGCUCAUCCACGCAUCAAGGGUGUCAGUGAGGUCGUUUUAAAUCAGUUUAGUAUCUCUGGACUUCCGAUGACUUUGAUUACUCCGGUUAAGCUGUAUGGAGCUGUUUGAUUCUUUUUUUUUAAAUUUGCUUUUUUUCAUGUCUAAGACAAGUCUGCUUAAGGAGAACGCUGCGUCUCUGUUUUGCUGUGAAACUCCCAAAAUGUUUUGUGGACUGCGAAACUUCACCCCUACUCACCAUCAACAUGGGACGCGAGGAGAUGACGACUGAGUUGUCAUUUUAGGUGAACUGCUUCUUUUUAAAGAGGCAGGCAAAAAAAACGAAGAAAUUCUGACAUGUUUAACACUAACUCAAAAUUUACUCUGCAGUUGCCAAUUCGUAGCUCCAGCCUGAAUGUACAUUAUUGUAUAGUAUAAAGUAUUAAGAGCCUUGAUGGGUGAUUCUUCACCUGCUGACAUCAAAUCUUUAACUCGAGCCUGUAGAAGGUGUUGGAUGAAGAUUCAGUUCGGUUGCAGUCCUCUCUAAAAGUGAAUUAGUGUUGCCAUACCCGCCUCCUUCAUGUUUUUUUUGUUUUUUUCCCCAAUGUUUUUCCUGAGGGGGCCAGGGGGGGAAAAGCUGUGAAAUCAUUCAACCUACUUUGUAACCAAAGAUGCAAAAGCUGUGUAAAUUGAUUAUUUUUAAAUGCACACUCAUGUAUUUUCUUUUUUUUUUCUUUUUUUUUUUGUUACUUCCUCCUUCACAAACUAUUUUGUUGCUGUUCAGCAUGUUCUGCAUGAUCUGUAAUCUUCAAACCACUUUCUUACCUCAUUUUUAUUCAGCACUCGUAUUGUAAGAUAGUCUGUGAACAGUGUAAAUGCGAGGAAAACAAUGCAGAGCAGAAGAGUGGGCCGAGAGAAAAAUAACCUAGUGUUACUGACACUAGUCACAGAAAAAUGAAGUGAGCCAUGUUUUGUUCAUUUAAAUGGUGUUUGAAUUUCAUAUGCCAAUAGUUUUGUUACAUUGCAAAUUUUAAUGUAUUUAAAUAAAAGCAAUAUUCAGAUUCCAAA
Molecule: messenger RNA, 5139 nt
Organism: Acanthopagrus latus (yellowfin seabream)
Lineage: Eukaryota; Metazoa; Chordata; Actinopteri; Spariformes; Sparidae
Product: TSC22 domain family protein 2-like
Exons: 4
Coding region: 711-2978 (755 amino acids)
Biological process (GO): regulation of transcription by RNA polymerase II
Source: RefSeq, a predicted model, not a curated record